AUGAAGAACAAGGACGAAAAUACCCAAGUUUUUGCAACGUCAACGGGCGAAGAAGCUCGUUUGGAGCAUCUAGGUUAUGAGCAAGAGCUUAAACGCAGCUUCGGCUUGCUGGGUAUGGUCGGAUUCAGCUUCAGCGUGGUGACAUCAUGGACUGCCCUCAGCGGCGUGUUUAUAGUGGGCGUCAGAUCUGGCGGCCCCCCAGUUAUGGUGUUUAGUUUUCUUGCCGUCAGUCUUCUCACUCUGGCUGUUGCCAUUCCCAUGGCCGAAAUGUGCUCCAUGUAUCCCGUGGCGGGGGGCCAGUAUUCAUGGGUUGCGGCAUUAGCACCGCCCAAAAUAGCCCGAGGUCUGUCCUACGUUAGUGGAUGGUUCAUGCUCAUCGGGAUCCUUGCCAUGGGAGCAACCAACAACUCCAUCGGCGCCAACUUCAUCCUCGGCAUGGCUAAUCUGGUCUUCCCAGAAUACACCAUCCAGCGCUGGCAGACCGUUUUAGUCGCAUACCUGAUCGCUUUUGUUUCCGCAGGGAUUAACAUCUGGGGUCCGCAUCUCCUAAACCGCAUCGCGCGCUUCAUCCUCAUCUGGAAUGUCGGCUCCUUUCUGAUCACCAUGAUCACUCUCCUCGCUACAAACGACAACAAACAGCCCGCAUCUUUCGUCUUCCAUGACUUUCAAAACUUCACCGGCUGGGGCUCCUCCGUGGCUGCUAUCGUGGGGAUCCUGCAAGCCUGCUUCGGCAUGUGCUGCUAUGACGCCCCCUCCCAUAUGACAGAGGAGAUGAAGUCUGCGUCCAAAGAGGCGCCCAAGGCAAUUAUUCUCUCUGUCGUUCUGGGCGCGAUAACGGGGUUUGUAUUCUUACUGACUCUGUGUUUUUGUAUCGGCGAUAUCGACAGCACCGCGAACACUACCACCGGUGUGCCAGUCAUUCAGAUUUUUUACGAUUCCACAGGAAGCAAAGUGGGGACAUGUUUCCUAGCUAGCAUGAUAGCUGUCAUUGUACUGGUCGCGGGAAAUAACAUCCUCGCGGAGGGAUCGCGAUCCAUCUACGCUUUUGCGAGAGAUCAUGGACUGCCGUUCUCGGCUGUCCUGGCUAAAGUCGCACCCAAGCGUCAGGUCCCUAUUAACGCGGUGCUGCUGACCCUGGUAGUGCAGUUGGCUCUGGAUGCAAUUGAUUUCGGAACUACCACGGGGUUUGAAACUGUGAUUGCAAUUGCGACAGAGGGUUUUUAUCUCUCCUACGCCAUUGCCCUCUCAUCUCGUCUUCUGGGAUAUAUAACCGGACAUAAAACAACCAUGAAAGGACCCUUUGCCCUGCCCCAGUCUAUCUCACUGACUCUGAAUGUUCUCGGACUCCUGUUUCUGCUCUUCGCUGCCAUCACGUUCAACUUUCCCACUACGUAUCCUGUUAGUCAUGAUUCCAUGAAUUAUACCAGUGCGGCUAUCGGUGUCGUUGCGUUGAUUGCCCUAGUUACUUGGGUCACGACGGGGAGGAGACGAUUUACAGGACCUGCAGCGAUGAGCGUUUUGCAUGGACAAGAAGGGAGUGAGCAGGUCAUUGCGGUGGAGGAGAAGAGGGGUUGA
Messenger RNA from Aspergillus tanneri, 1575 nucleotides. RefSeq names its product putative GABA permease. NCBI's taxonomy places the organism in Eukaryota, Fungi, Ascomycota, Eurotiomycetes, Eurotiales, Aspergillaceae. Gene Ontology annotation, cellular component: membrane. The coding region runs from base 1 to 1575 and encodes 524 amino acids. Gene Ontology annotation, biological process: transmembrane transport; amino acid transport. Gene Ontology annotation, molecular function: transmembrane transporter activity. The record is from RefSeq and is a predicted model, not a curated record. The transcript has 5 exons.